AUGCAUAAUCAUGUUGAACCUGGUUUUUUUAAAAAGGUUACCCAACAAGAAUCUUAUCCCCUUUUAAAAGUUAAAGAAGAAAAUGCCUUUUUUAAUUUACCAAAAAAUAUAUAUACUGCAGUCGAAAAUCUCACUCCUAAAACCCGCAAAUUAAUCAUUUAUAACAGAAACAAUAAUUGUCAAGAAUCUUCAAUAAAUCAUAUUCAGGAACAAGAAAUUAUCAAUUUGAAUGAAGAGAAUGUAGUUGAAAUUGAUGAUA
This is a messenger RNA of Racocetra persica, 259 nucleotides long. The record is from the annotation of a GenBank genome assembly. NCBI's taxonomy places the organism in Eukaryota, Fungi, Glomeromycota, Glomeromycetes, Diversisporales, Gigasporaceae.